UCCACUUGCAGACCAAGCCGCUGUCCGAUGCCGAUAGCGGGCUAGUGUCCUACAACAGCUGCAGCGUCCCUUGCUUCCUGACCCGGGACAGGGCUCUGAUAAGAUCGGCGGACGCCGUCGUGAUACACGACAGGGACGCCAAUGGAAGCGACCUUCCCAGUAGAUACCAUGCAGCACUAUACAACUUUCCUGCGGUGCUUCUUCAUCGAACUUUGCCUUCUCUGCACCACGCUUCUACUGCUUUUUCUGCAUGACUACUAUAGUCACCAGAACAAAUAUCACUCACAAACACUGAAGACGGCGGGCAGCACGGCCAACAAUAGCACCGGGAUCAAGGUACUGUUCUGGACCACGGCGCACCGUCUCUGGCACUGGCCGUUGAACAAGGCCGCACGAGGACUGGUACGACUCGACGGCUGCAACGUGCCAUGCUUCGUGACUCGGGACCGGUCCCUCAUACGAUCCGCGGAUGCGAUCGUCUUCCACGACCGGGACGCCGACGCCAGUGACCUGCCCAGCUACCGCGACGAACGCCAGCGCUGGGUCUACUGGAAUAUGGAGCCUCCACCGAAAAGUCCGUCAGACAGAAUGGCGAGGCUCAGGGGCGUUUUCAACUGGACCUACACAUACCGGCACGACUCGGACGUCCACCACCCCUACUUCUCUUUUGUCAACCAGUCCGUGCAAGGCGCUACGGGGUCUCCGACGCGCCGGUCAGCCCCCUCCGUGAGAACUAACCGGUCCAAACUUGCUGUUUGGGUGGCCACCAACUGUCACACCCAGAGCCAUCGAGAGGACUUCGUCACCGAACUCCGGAAGCACGUCGCCGUCGACGUGUACGGGCGUUGCGGCGACCUCAAGUGUCCCGGCGACCCGUGUCAGGCCAGCUUCGGCGAGACGUACUACUUCUACUUGGCGUUCGAGAACUCCGUGUGUCGCGAAUACGCGACGGAGAAGUUCUACGACGCCCUGCGCUUCAACUUGGUCCCCGUGGUUAUCGGCAACUACGCCGGUGUGCCGGUGCCUCCGAACUCGUACGUCGACGCGUUGCAGUUUCCCUCUCCGGCACACCUGGCGUCACACCUGAAGGCGGUGGCAGCGAACACCACGCUGUACGAGCGGUACUUCGCUUGGAAGCGGACGCAGGCCGUGGUGAAGAACCGCUUCGACGACCACUGCGCCCUCUGCCACGCGUUGCGCAGGGCCAGUCCGGGAGGGCGGAAGUCGUACGCGGACAUCGUGCGGUGGUGGCACGGAGACAAUGGGUCUGUGUGUGCGCACCGAUCGAACGGCGCGACCUCUGGCGACGCCCGUGCCAACAAGCUGCUGGCACACUGACGCGGGUUCCGCGCGAGUCGCGGGUUCGAUCCUGCUGGCCGCGGCGACCGCAUUUCGAUGCGAGCGAAAUGCAUAUGUUAUAUAAGCCGUGCGCCUGCUGUGACGUCGCACUGCCUACAGGAUCGGCCCUCGUUACAACCCAUAGAAAAUAUCUUGCGAUGACACAUACGUGCACUGGGGUCAGGAUCGACCCACCAAAUCACCGCAUUUGAUCACACCACCUCCGGGAUCGGCGAAGCUUUUAUUACAUUUCCUCCGUAAUCGACAUUGUUUGCUCGUCCAGGCAGCCGUCGCGCGAAGAGUAAAUGAAGCCUUCGCCUUCGAAGGGGCUGGGUUGUGGAAGCCCAACUAAUUGUGCAUUGAGGGAGGCACACGAAAUAAAUAGAUCAAGUUUUGGGAGCUUAUUUUAGCACGGUACAUCCCUUUGUACUAGAAGAAGCUCCUUGUAGCCAUCUCCUUUGCAACAGUUCGUAAUUCGUGCUUUCUAACGUUCGCGGCCUAAAUGGGGAGAGGGGGUGGUAACAACCAUGCCCCCCUCCCCUCCUGUUCACAGCACUUGCUAUUACAGCAAUUCUUUAUCUUCUUUUAGCGCGCUCUCGAGGUUGGCGUAUAUUUUUUUCUAGAAUUCCAAGAUCGAGGACCUCUAUUUAAAGCAAAAAAGAAAGCAAAGCAUUAUUUCAUCAUCAUCAGCCUACCUUUAUGUGCUAUACAAGACAAAGACGGCUCCCAGCGAUUUUCAAUUCCUCGUGUUAUUUUUUUCUUUUUUAACCUAGGUAGGACAUUAGGCAGUAUAAUAGCAAAACCUUGGUGGCGUAACCCACCGCCCCGCUCCAAAGGGGACGCUCAUAACAUCCGUCCAUGCAACCAUAUACGAGCUCCGUUGAAAGCAGUGGGAAAAACUUUAAAGGGACGCCAAAGGCAAACACCGAGUCGACAUGGACUGUCUAAAUACCAUUCCAGAAAUCUCACAAUGCUUGUUUCGUGCCAAGAAAAGACUUACUUUACGAGAAAAUUGCAUCCGAAGGGUCCGAAUACCUUUUCUGAAAUUCAAAUUUCCCUCCACCCAACCGGAGGAGUAGUGACGUUGCAUACGCCAUUACCACCCUUUGCUGCCGUCGGUGAGUAAAACGGCGCACUACAGACGGCGGUACCGAGUCAAGACUGAGCGGCGGAUUCGCUGCUGCAGCUGCUUUUUCGUCAAGUGGGGGCGUAGACCGUUCGGGCAUCCUGCGACAUUACAUGGAAGUCGAGUUCUCUGCUACUUGCGGUUUAUGCGAAUUUCGCGAGCAAGCAAAACCAGCGCAGCACUGCGCAAUCAAUAAAGUACUGAAACGCGAAAGCGUGGGCGGGGCAGAGUCGAGCGAAAAUGAAACCUUUCGACCGCCCGCGUCGUUGUCAACGGUAAUUUCAAGGAGUUCCUUUUUCUAAAGAUGAAAUAUAACUUGGCAAGUAGCAUUUUAUUAGACCUUAUAAUACAAUACAAGGAUGUUUCUUGCAACGAGUAGUUGAGUACUAGGGACAGAAUUUAACUAAGGAGUGCUUUCGUCGUCCGGCGAGUGCUUGAAUGUGCCGGGGGAGUCGCUUACCAUGUCCCGCAUUUACCUCAGUUUCUUUAUUAUUAAGGCUCUGUUCACGAUAAUAUUAACGCCUUAGAGAUUAUCCAGCAGUAUUUAUAGCUUUAGCUUGAUUAUUGCAGCCCGUCUCUCUCCCUCUCUCCAGUAAGCAAGUGGGAACCUUUCAUUUAGCGGUAAGCAUUCUAGGUAACCAUACAGCAGUGGCUUUGGUCAGGUGAAGAUAUUAUUUAUGAACCAUUUUUACAGCGGUUCCCCUGAAAGUUUCGCGUCCGUCUACAGAAAACCCAACCCAGGUGGGUAGAUACCGACUGCAGGGCCAGGAGCAGUGGCUCGCCCCCGUAAGGCAGAGGCGUGAAAAGCCGUCAAACCACGUGAUCAACCACGAGGUGCGCGCACAUACGCGUCGAUCAACGUACGUUGCUGUCAGUCUCUCACUGGUGCACGGUCGUUGUCGGAGACUUUAACGUAGACAUCCCAAAAACGGCAACAAAGUAGUGGUUCACCCAAUACGUCGAAGUAGUUGGGCCUCUGUUACUUAAACAAUCCGAGUCAACCAACUACCAUACACGGGUCAUGCAUCGAUUUAACUUUGGCCAAAAAAGUUUCUCGAGUAAGAACGUAAAACGUCAGUGUACAUCAUAGCAACCACAAAGAAGUUAUAACAGUCAUUUCAACGUAAUAAAGAAAAUAAAUGUUUUGUAAACUGCA
This is a messenger RNA of Dermacentor andersoni, 3620 nucleotides long. RefSeq names its product alpha-(1,3)-fucosyltransferase 7-like. The record is from RefSeq and is a predicted model, not a curated record. Gene Ontology annotation, cellular component: membrane. NCBI's taxonomy places the organism in Eukaryota, Metazoa, Arthropoda, Arachnida, Ixodida, Ixodidae. Gene Ontology annotation, molecular function: fucosyltransferase activity.